AUGAACGCCGUUGAUGGAUCUGAUCACUAUGAGCGGACCAUAACUGAGGAGUCCCCAUCACUUCUAACAAUCGUUCUCGACACGAAUCCACACGCCUGGGCGCUCCUCCAUGACACCCUACCUCUUUCCAAAGCCGUCGCUAAUCUUAUGGUAUUCAUAAAUGCCCAUCUAGCCUUCAACAAUGCCAACCAGGUGGCAGUUGUCGCGAGCCACAGCCAUCGUGCGGCAUGGCUCUACCCCCGCCCUCCCAAUGCGCGCGGGGCUGGAGAAGAUACAGUGAUGACCGAUGGGUAUGAUCGCAUGACCAAGGCCCCAAACGAUGCGAACAAGUACCGCCCAUUUUCUCUUAUCGAGCACGACCUUCUCACUUCCUUGCGAGAGCUCAUCGACUCGACGACUACAGAAGACGUCUCCUCCACAACCACUACUCAAAUGGCUGGGGCUCUGACCCUCGCGCUUUCAUACUCGAACAAGGCCACAGUGACUUACAACGAGUCCGGUGUCUCUUCCAGCGGCAAGUCCCAUCCCGACGGAGGUGAGAAUCCCACAGAUGAUGUCCCCCGAGGGCUCCUGUGUCGCAUUCUCGUCAUCUCAGUAUCAGGAGACUUAGCACAUCAAUACAUCCCCAUCAUGAACACCACAUUCGCGGCCCAACGACUGCGGAUCCCAAUCGAUAUUCUCAAGUUGUCAGGAGAUACUGUGUUCCUGCAACAGGCUUCCGACGCCACGAAUGGAACCUACAUGCAACUACGCAACCCUCAAGGCCUCCUUCAAUCCCUUAUGCUCGGCUUCCUUCCGGACCAGAGCGCGCGAACGCAUCUGAUAUCUCCAACACAGGAGGUAGUGGACUUCAGAGCGGCUUGCUUCUGCCACAGGAAUGUGGUGGACGUUGGGUUUGUAUGCAGCAUUUGCCUAAGCAUAUUCUGCUCGCCCCCCGAAGGCGCGAUUUGUCUUACAUGCGGCACACAUCUCGCCCUCGGCAACUACGGCGCAAAACCAGCGGUCGUGCCAAGGAAAAAGAAGAAGAAGAGGAGGGUUGUUAAUGGCACCGAGUCUGGUUCAAAUGUUGGGACACCAGUGCCCCGCGAAUAA
Pseudogymnoascus destructans is the source of this 1092-nucleotide messenger RNA. RefSeq names its product RNA polymerase II transcription factor B subunit 4 (gene TFB4). Gene Ontology annotation, cellular component: transcription factor TFIIH holo complex; transcription factor TFIIH core complex. Lineage: Eukaryota; Fungi; Ascomycota; Leotiomycetes; Thelebolales; Thelebolaceae. The transcript has 3 exons. Bases 1 to 1092 code for a protein of 363 amino acids. The record is from RefSeq and is a predicted model, not a curated record. Gene Ontology annotation, biological process: nucleotide-excision repair; regulation of DNA-templated transcription.